CGUAUGAGCUAUUACCAGCCGCUUAUCCUUCGGCUGGAAAUAAAGAACGGUUCAAAUCAGAUAUCGUUUAACGAGUCAUCUAAACUUGAUGUCGGUAUGUCACUGUCUUUUUUUUUGGACAAACUUAUUGGUAAGCUUGAUAUCGUGCAACCGCUUACUAAUUUUCGAGGGCGUCGUACAUAUUCUGAAGUGGUUGUGGAGUCUUUAGAUGGUGAUAAAUGUAUAGAUGGUACGAGUUCUACGUCCGACGCGGAACACCCCCAAUCAUCUCGACUCUCUAGAGCCGAUUCUGACUUGCAGGUUCCCGACACAGUGACCUACUACUAUGGGAACCCCUUUGUUGAAAAAACGGAAGGCAUUCUCCACUUCUUCAAGUAUAAUGAUGAACGCUUGGGUCGUGAAGUUCAUUGCCGAAUGUUGUGUAUGCUUGCUGUACCAUCGCAAAUCACACUUAGAGAGAUUCUUCUGUUCAUAGGUACGAUUAAUUUAGCUUUUUUGGUUUCAGGUCCUAAUAUGCAGACGAUAGAACGAUUAAAGAUCAUCAGGGAUUCAACGCCGAACGAGUAUAUGAUCAUUUUGAAAUUCAAAACUCACAACGAUGCUGUCGUGUUUUACGACGAGUUUAAUGGGACGCAAUUCAAUAGCUUGGAACCAAACCGGUGUAGGCUGCUAUUUGUGGACAAGAUUGAAUGCGUACGUGUUGAAGAAUUUGCUCUUAAUCCAUGCCUGACUGAGCUACCUACUUGUGCUGUAUGCCUGGAACGUAUGGAUGACAGCGUGGUUUCGAUUCUCUGUAAUCAUACAUUUCAUGCCGGGUGUAUUGAGCAGUGGACCGACACUACGUGCCCAGUUUGCCGUUACAUCCAAACUCCGGAGUUAGUAGCCGAACAACGUUGUUCAAUUUGUGGGCAGAGCUCGGAUUUGUGGAUAUGUUUGAUUUGCGGAAAUAUCGGUUGUGGUCGCUACGCAGAGGGCCAUGCCUAUAGGCACUUCGAGAAUACCUCGCACACGUUUUGUCUACAAGUUGGAGGUCAGAGAGUGUGGGAUUAUGCUGGAGACAACUAUGUACACCGACUCAUACAAUCAGACGUGGAAGGGAAAGUUGUGGAAUAUCAGAGAGGAGAUCAAUCGGAUGAGAAGAAAGAAAAGUUAGAUGGUAUAAAAUUGGAGUAUACAUGCUUAUUGACUAGUCAACUGGAGAGUCAAAGAAUGUAUUUCGAGAAAUAUUUUUUGCGAAUUACGGAAGUGCAGGAGGCGGCGGCAACGAAACAGGUGACAUCAGAGCUGAAAGCAGAGCAGGAAAUUAACGAAAUGCUCAGAGCAGAUCAGCAGGUUUGGAAGUCGAAAGUUGUGGAACUGGAAAACAAAUGUGCCACUAGUGAGCUGCAGUUUUCAAAGGUAAUUGAAGCAUCAUCCUUUCUUCAGUUAGAUCGGAAAUUCUAUCUGAAACCUGAUUUCGAAUGA
Haemonchus placei is the source of this 1464-nucleotide messenger RNA. The record is from the annotation of a GenBank genome assembly. NCBI's taxonomy places the organism in Eukaryota, Metazoa, Nematoda, Chromadorea, Rhabditida, Trichostrongylidae.